AUGACGUAUUAUAAUAUUAUUACUUUAUUAAGUAUAUGUCGUUUAUCAAUUAUAUUAUUAACAAUAGUUUUUUCUGUAUUAGGAUGUGGAGGAAAUAAGAAAAAAGAUCCAAGAAAACAAGGUAAAAAAUCUAUGAAUGGAAAGAAAUUAGGAAAAGGAGGUGGUAAAAAGAAUGUAUUGUCCAACAAAAAAGUUAAGUCAGCUGAUCAAAAAGAUGGAUCAAAGAAAGAAUUAUCUAAAAAAGAUGACAAUAAGAAUUUGGGAGAUCAAAAAGAUAAUGAUGGAAAAAAAUCAAAUGUUGAUAAACAGGGAGAACAAAAAGAAAAAACAAAUAAAGCUAAAAUUGAUGUUAAUUUCAUUACAGCAAAAGAGGUUAAUGUUAAAACAGAUAAAACACAAAUUAGUAUUAGAGCUAAAGCUCCUCCAGGUGAAUCUAAUUUUAAAAUUCCCGACGUAGCUAAAAAAGUUGAUGCAAAAGAUCCACAAUAUCAAACAUUAUGUGGAUUAAUUAAUGACGACUUAUUUGGUAAAGAGAAAGAUGACAAAAAAACAUCUCAGAAGAAAAAAAUUAUUAACAUACGUGCUCCAACAGAAGUCAAAGGUGCUGAGGCUGCUGAUCCACAAUAUCAAACACUUGCUGGUCUUUUAAAUGAUUUGUUCCAAGAUGAAAAAAAUCCUCAGAAAAAAAAUGAUAACAAAGAUAGUAAAAAUGACGAUAAAAAAGAUAACAAAAAUGAUGAUAAAAAAGAAGAUAAAAAUGAAGACAAAAAAGACGAUAAAAAAAACGAUAAGAACGAUGAAAAAAAGAAUUCAAAUGAUCCACCGAAGGCAAACGAUGAGGAUAAGAAUGAUUCUAAGAUAGAUUCUAAAAAUGAUUCUAAAAAAGAUAAGAAAGAAGAUAAAAAAGAGUAA
Messenger RNA from Strongyloides ratti, 912 nucleotides. Its product is annotated as Protein of unknown function DUF236 family-containing protein. The transcript has a single exon. NCBI's taxonomy places the organism in Eukaryota, Metazoa, Nematoda, Chromadorea, Rhabditida, Strongyloididae. The record is from RefSeq and is a predicted model, not a curated record. The coding region runs from base 1 to 912 and encodes 303 amino acids.